Messenger RNA from Anthostomella pinea, 969 nucleotides. NCBI's taxonomy places the organism in Eukaryota, Fungi, Ascomycota, Sordariomycetes, Xylariales, Xylariaceae. The record is from the annotation of a GenBank genome assembly.
AUGGUGAAGCUCUUUACCAUCCUGGCGGGCCUGCUGCCCUUGGCCGGCACCGUGCUGGGGUACGCCAACCCCAAGACUUGCACCGGUACCUGCACCAACGCACACGACCCGUCUAUCAUCCGCCGGUCUGAUGGCACUUACUUCCGCUUCUCCACCGGCGGCAAGAUCGCCGUUCACAUGGCUCCGGCCAUCACGGGGCCCUGGACUUACAAGGGAGCCGCGCUGCCGUCGGGUUCUAAGAUCGACCUCACUGGCAACCAAGACCUAUGGGCACCCGACGUAUCUCUUGUCGGAAGCACAUACUACCUCUACUACUCCGUCAGCAGCUUCGGGGUGCAAAACUCCGCCAUUGGCGUGGCAACCUCGUCCAGCAUGGACGUAGGCACGUGGACAGACAUCGGCGCCACGGGCAUAGCAUCGGCCGCGGGCAAGUCGUACAAUGCGAUCGACCCGAACCUAGUCAACGUCAACGGCGCCUACAUGCUCAGCUUCGGCAGCUUCUGGGCCGACAUCUACCAGGUGGCCAUGGCAGCCGCGCCGAGCAAGACCGCCGGCGGCAGCUCGUACCAGAUCGCCUACGACCCUGUCACAACGGCCCUCGAGGGCGCGUUCAUUUUUCCCUACGGCUCCUACUACUACCUGUUCUACAGCAAGGGCUCGUGCUGCGGCUACGACACGACCCGGCCGGCUGCGGGUGAUGAGUACAAGAUCAUGGUGUGCCGGUCUACGUCUGCGACCGGCGGCUUCGUCGAUGCGAGUGGCACGGCUUGCACUAACGGGGGAGGUACGAUUGUGCUUGCGACCCACGACAAUGUCUAUGGGCCUGGUGGCCAGGGUGUCUACAACGAUCCCACUUACGGACCGAUUCUGUACUACCACUACGUCGACAUCACCAUCGGCUAUGCGGAUGGUGAUAAGCAGUUUGGCUGGAACACCAUCAACUUCUCCAGCGGCUGGCCUGUCGUAUAA